Megalops cyprinoides (Indo-Pacific tarpon) is the source of this 4115-nucleotide messenger RNA. RefSeq names its product vacuolar protein sorting 45 homolog (gene vps45). NCBI's taxonomy places the organism in Eukaryota, Metazoa, Chordata, Actinopteri, Elopiformes, Megalopidae. The record is from RefSeq and is a predicted model, not a curated record. Gene Ontology annotation, biological process: intracellular protein transport; vesicle-mediated transport. Bases 178 to 1890 code for a protein of 570 amino acids. The transcript has 15 exons. Gene Ontology annotation, cellular component: Golgi membrane.
GCAGCAGGGGAUAUGGUGGCUUGCGGCUGAGUUGUAUGGUGUUUGACAACAAUGCGAAAUUGACGCAUUGUCAUUGAAAUAAGCACCCGGACCCUUCGACGACUGCAAAGUCUUUAAAACCGCUGGAACUACAGUUGGAUAUCUCAUCUGAGGAUAGAAAGACCAACGGUGUCAAAAAUGAAUGUGACUCUGGCAGUCAAGCAGUAUGUUUCCAAAAUGAUUGAAAACAGCGGGCCGGGCAUGAAGGUCCUUCUCAUGGAUAAAGAGACGACCAGCAUCGUGAGCGUGGUGUACACGCAGUCAGAGAUCCUUCAGAAGGAGGUCUACCUGUUCGAGCGGAUCGACUCUCAGAACAGAGAGACCAUGAAGCACCUGAAGGCCAUCUGUUUCCUUCGCCCGACCAAGGAAAACGUGGAGAACUUGAUACAGGAGCUCCGUCGGCCCAAGUACAGCGUCUAUUUCAUCUAUUUUAGCAACGUCAUCAGCAAGAGUGAGGUGAAGGCCCUGGCGGAGGCAGAUGAGCAGGAAGUGGUGGCGGAAGUUCAGGAGUUCUAUGGAGACUUCAUCGCUGUGAACCCCCACCUGUUCUCGCUCAACCUCAUGGGUGUGGCCAAGGGCCGGAGCUGGGAGCCCACCCUUCUGGCACGCAGUACCCAGGGCCUGACCUCCGUGCUGCUGGCCCUGAAGAAGUGCCCCAUGAUCCGCUACCAGCUGAGCUCCGACAUGGCCAAGCGGCUGGCCGAGAGCGUCAAGCAAAUCAUCACGAAAGAGUACGAGCUUUUCGACUUCCGGAAGACCGAGGUGCCUCCGCUGCUGCUGAUCGUGGACCGCAGCGACGACGCCAUCACCCCGCUGCUCAACCAGUGGACAUAUCAGGCCAUGGUGCACGAGCUGCUCGGCCUGAACAACAACCGUAUCGAUCUCUCCCGAGUACCGGGCAUCAGCAAGGACCUGCGGGAGGUGGUGCUGUCCGCUGAGAACGAUGAGUUCUACGCCAAUAACCUAUACCUGAAUUUUGGUGAGAUCGGCACCAACAUCAAGAACCUGAUGGAGGACUUUCAAAAGAAGAAGCCAAAGGGUCAGCAGAAGCUGGAGUCCAUCUCUGACAUGAAGGCGUUUGUGGAUAACUACCCCCAGUUUAAGAAGAUGUCGGGCACGGUGUCGAAGCACGUGACGGUGGUGGGGGAGCUGUCCCGCCUCGUGAGCGAGAGGCAGCUGAUGGAGGUAUCAGAGGUGGAGCAGGAGCUCGCCUGCCAGAACGACCACUCCAGUGCCCACCAGAAUGUGCGGAGGCUGCUGCAGAACCCCAAGGUGAGCGAACUGGACGCGGUGCGCCUGGUGAUGCUCUACGCCUUGCGCUACGAGAAGCACAGCAGCAACAACCUGCCCGGCCUCAUGGAGGACCUCAACAGGAAGGGCGUGUCCGAGAGAUACCGCCGGAUGGUGCAGUCCGUGGUGGAGUACGGCGGGAAGCGGGUGAGAGGAAGUGACCUCAUCACUCCCACAGAUGCGGUGGCCAUCACCAAGCAGUUCUUCAAGGGACUGAAGGGUGUGGAGAACGUGUACACACAGCACCAGCCCCUGCUGCAUGAGACGCUGGACCAGCUGAUUAAGGGCCGUCUGAAGGACAGUCAGUUCCCUUACCUGGGCCCCAGCACCCUGAGAGACAGGCCCCAGGACAUCAUCGUAUUCAUGAUCGGCGGGGCAACCUACGAGGAGGCUCUGACCGUCUACAACCUGAACCGCACCAUGCCCGGGGUCCGCAUCGUACUGGGCGGCACCACCAUCCAUAACACCAAGAGUUUCCUGGAGGAAGUGACGACAGCAGCCGGCACGGGACACGGUGGCGAGAGGUCACAGGGGGUGGGCCGGCACCCGAGCAGGCGCUGAGAGGGAUUCCAAGCACCUCCAGAGGAGCACCCCAGGGCGCAUGACAUCUUCGGACAGCCUUGCUGGCGACCCAGAGUCCCGCUCUCCCCCCUGCACACAUUCCUCCUCUGCUCCACACGAGACUGAGCGACUCCCAUAAUCCUUUGCUUUUGACAUGUGCAGUGAAAGGUUGACGUGUCUCCUUGGCCAGGUGACAUAUUCCUUGUGGCAUUCCUGUUUCCGGGGCGAGUGACAUCACUUCCCACCCGUGUACAUCGGCGUUUUUUGCAGUUCUGUGUGCUGUUGAACCACACUUUGAAUGACAACCCCUAUCACACAUGCAGUCAUAUCCCUAAAAUUGUCACUCCUUAAAAUAUGCUGAGUUCAUGCAAUGUAAUGCAAGGCUUUCCUGUUCCUGAUAAACAGUAGAUUUGAUUUGAAACCUUUGAAAAGCCUCCCCAGCCGUAUAUAUAUAUCUCUCUUUCAAUACGGCUGCUCCUCAUGACCUGACCUGACAUGUAAAUUCAUUUUACCAAAGGGGAUUUACAAAGUUUUUUUUUUUUUUUUUUUUUUGCUGGAGCUGGAGAAAGCUGGAUAGCUUUCUACACUGAGUAUUGGUAAUACAAAGUCACUGUUUGGACAUGCCAGUGGUAGACACUGAUGACUGAAUACUACUUGCUUGGUUUGCGCUUCAGUUUUGAUUAAAUCAGAGCACUUUCUAACCGAAAACAAGAAGUGAACAGGCACUAUUAAUGCCGCCUGGGUUUGCUUUGCUUUUCUGGCCCUGUGGUCCCUCUGUCUCCCUGCAUCAGAGAUUCAGCUUAGAGAGACAGAGGGCAGAGGAGGGGGACCACAUGGCUCUCAGAGGAAUUCCCAAGGCCGCAUACCAGAGCAAAAGGCCAGCCAAGCGGUCAUUUGCCCCGCUGGAGAGGUGAUCUGUCUUGUUUGUUAGUGGAUAUCUCUGUAACACACGGGAGAUGUCGGAAGCCGUUCCAGGCCAGGUUUUGGGGAGGUGAAGGCGGGAACCCCGAUGUCUGGGGUCAGAGGAGGGCGGUGCCCCCCACACCAAAUGACCCAGUGCACGGAAGGGGGACGUGAUGAUGUGUGCGGGGUUUCACCCAGGAGCCUGGCACAGCUGGCCCAGAAUGCAACACAGUGGGUGUCGUCACCCUGAGCCAAUGAGAGUGGAGGGCUUGCACCUCUGACCAAUCGGGGCAGGGCGUGGUUUGCAGACACAGAUCCUUGUUUUCCACUGAGUCAGCCCGCGCUGCAUGGGCUUGUGGUCUCCGCUCCUCAGGACGGCGGCAGCUCCCUGCUUAUUAACGCGGCUUCAGUCGAGGAAUCGAGGACCUCAGACUCUCUAUCUUUAUCUCUCUCCCGACCGCACGCUGGCGCAGAAUCUCAUCUGACCUCCCGGAAAGCAGUCUGGCCUCAAAUUUCAGCAGAGCGCUGUCAGCUUCUGUCAUAAGCCAUGCAACAUUUUCAUUUUGUUUAAAAUCAUAUAUUCUAUGCCUAGCAAGCAUCCUCCACUAGGGCGUUUUGCUUUGCUCAUAUCUUGCGUAUUAUCUGUUUAAACAGCUGGAUUUUCACUGAUGAAAUUCAGGGGCUUUACCCUGCCCAAGGGUGCUGCACCAGAGCCCUGUCGGGCAUUUCACCCCGCAAGUCUGAGGUUUCAGUCUCCGUUCCCGAACCACAGCGGCUUGCUGCUGUACAUAAAGAGCAAUGCAGGCUGAAACUCGUAAUAGCAAACAUCGGGCAGCAUUUUUUCAAGACCCACAAACGUUUGGUUUCCUGUUGUAAUGCAUAAAAUGCUCAGCUUUUGUAACAAAUCACAUCUUUUUUGUUAGAGGCUGAAAUAAGCUAAAAACACUGUCUUUGUAGCAGGAAAGAAGAAUGAACAUGCCCUUAUAUUUGUCACUGAAAAUUGAGGUCAAACUGUUUUGUGGAAGUAUUUGGGCCACAGGCCUAAGUUGAAAUGUAUAGCGAGAGUGUAAUGGAGUGCGUUGGGAUAUUAACUUGGUUUGUCCAGAGCUCUGAAUGUGUGGAAUAAUUUUCAAUUCUGGCUGCAGAUAUCUUGAAAGACUCCCUAAUGCAGAAUCAAAAGGCUGUAUGAAUUGGAGGCCAUCUGACUUAUAGAUUCACAUUGAUCCAAAACUGAAAUCCAAUGACCCACAGAUCAGCUUUUUUCACACCCUAAGUUAUAUGUGUGUAUGUAAAACUGUUUGGUCUUUUUCAUUAUUCUUGUG